Messenger RNA from Mus pahari (shrew mouse), 585 nucleotides. RefSeq names its product zinc finger matrin-type protein 1-like. Lineage: Eukaryota; Metazoa; Chordata; Mammalia; Rodentia; Muridae. The coding region runs from base 1 to 585 and encodes 194 amino acids. The record is from RefSeq and is a predicted model, not a curated record. The transcript has a single exon.
AUGGAAGAGGCUCAGACCAAUGACUCUUUUCAACUUGAACUUGAAGAUUUCAUUAGAAAGCAGAAAGCCAGAGGAUUACAUCCAAAUGUCUGCUUCAGAAAGAUGGCAGUGGACUCCGUUCACCAGAAGGGAGACAGUGUCAGUCUUGGAGCUCCAAUGCAGGCGCUACCAUUCUGGCUCAGAAACUACUCCAGACCUCCUUCCUAUAAAAGGCUGACAGUGGAAAACCAGGUACCUUACUGCAGACAAAGACUGGAAUCUCUAAAACACAGUCUGAAAAACCAGCCAGUCAGUCAAGACAGAAAGGAGAGGACAUGGCUCCAGGAGGAAGGAGGAGCCACCACUCGGGAGCCAGGGAUACCCAAGGGGAAGCUUGACAGAGUGAGGGGUUCACGCACAGAAGACAGCCUCAGCAGAAGGAAGGUCUCAGCAGAGCCAGUGGGAACACAGAAGUCUAAGAACAGAAAGGAGAACCACCAUACUGGGAGAGACUCCACCAAAGGCAGGCGCCGCUCCCACCAGAAGAAGAAGGGGCCGGAGGAGAGGGAUUUGUGGGAUGAAGCCAUCUUGGGCAGUCGCUACUGA